Saitoella complicata NRRL Y-17804 is the source of this 1070-nucleotide messenger RNA. Its product is annotated as G-patch-domain-containing protein. The record is from RefSeq and is a predicted model, not a curated record. Lineage: Eukaryota; Fungi; Ascomycota; Saitoellomycetes; Saitoellales; Saitoellaceae. The transcript has 2 exons. The coding region runs from base 30 to 953 and encodes 307 amino acids. Gene Ontology annotation, molecular function: nucleic acid binding.
UGUAAAGAAAACAUUCAUCUACAGCUACAAUGGGAUUGGCAGGACCUCGAAACAAACAACGCAUCGGCGAAGACCCGAGAAACACUCGAUGGGGUAACGACACAAACAAAUUCGGCUUCAAACUCAUGUCGAAUAUGGGUUGGAACUCUGGUGAUGGUCUCGGCAAGAACAGACACGGACGCUCCAUCAACAUUAAAGUCACCGCAAAGGACAACACCCUCGGUCUCGGCGCAAAACAGGGCGCUGUCAACGACUGGACAGGUCUCUCAGCCUUCAACGAUAUGUUCAAGCGCUUGAACGGCGUGGACGUACAGGAGAAGGAAAAGCACAAGAAGAAGAUGGGCGAUUUGAAGGUUGGGGAGGUAUAUGUGCUCGGAGGUGGUGGGUUGAAGAAUUACUUGGGGAGUGGCAUGAGGUUCGUUAAGGGGGAGACUUAUACAACUGAGAUGAGUAAGGAGAAUUUUGCGAAGAGGGGGUUGGCUACGACGGCAGAGGAGGCCGAGGCUGGGGCAUCAUCGUCGGGAAGCGAAUCAGAAGAGGAGGAAGAGGAGGAGAAGGCCGACACCCCAGAACCAGCGCCGAAGAAGCGAAAGCGAUCUGCCAGUGUUUCAUCUGCAUCCUCAUCAUCAUCAUCGGAAGAAGAAGAGGAGCCAGCAAAGAAGUCAAAGAAAUCCAAAAAGUCAAAGAAACCUGAAGACCCCGAAAAAGCCGUUAAGAAAGCCGCCAAAGCCGUCCGCAAAGCCGAAAAGGUCGCCAAAAAGGAAGCGAAAGCCCUCAAAAAGGCCGCAAAGAAGGCAAAAAAGGAAGGGAAGACACUGUCGGUCAAGGUCGAGACGGUGGUUACGGCACCGAAGGGACACAGGUUGGCGCAUCGGGCCAAGUUUAUGAGGCAGAAGAAGGCGGCGUUUGGGGAUGCGGACAGGAUGGCUGAGAUCUUGGGGAUCAAGGCAUAGAAACCUUUUCGUCAACGUGGAUGAGAGGGAAUCAUGGAAGAUCUGGACGAGGAUCCGGAUUGAGAUUGAAGAGUGAGGUUUGUAUCCUUUGCAUCUGGCGUUCUGGGACAGCGUGUG